CCGACGACGUUCGAAUGUCACUGACUCAUUUCCACCUUGUUCGAUAGUAACAGUUUUAGUACCGUGUACCGAAACUUAAUUUUACGUUCUCGACAUCUGAUUUCCCUCGUCUCUCUUGCUCCAUAACUUGUUAGAGUUUCCCUUCGGUAGGUGAAAAAUGACAGGACAUAUUUUCAGAUACUUCCUGGAUGAAAUGACGCAAGGCCCUUUACAUUUGCAUUAAUGACAAAGUGUUUACUUGAAGAUAAUUGUAACAGACAUGUCCUUUAGCUAUUAAGUUUAAAGGAUACAGUGCAAAAUCCUGGAAGUCCUCAAUGCAAUCUCUGCCUUGGACUGGUUUAUAGUUAAAAUGCAAAAUUGAAUGAGCAACCAUUGUCAAGAAAUUACCGGCAGAAUUGGUCCAAGGGAAAUGUUUCGAUGAAAUUUUUCGCUAAGUGUAAAGAGACAGCGACUAAAAUGUAAGGAAAGAGAAGGGAAAAGUGUGUGAGAGAGGGAGAGAAAGAGAGAGAGAGAGAGAAAGAGAGAUUUGAGAUGAAAAACCGAACGGAUGAAGAGUUGAUAUGAAAAAUUACAUCUCUCCGUUACAUCAACCAUAUAAUCUAUCAUUCCUUUAAUGAAAAACAUCAUUCCUAGCAAGAUUUUGAGUGGAUAAAAGGAAAGAGAAUAAAUAACCAAGAAGAUACUAUAAAAAUGUGUAGUUUUGCAAGGAAUGAGACGGAAAAAUAACUGCUACUGCAAGUCAAUGCUCACUGAUCGUGGACCACAGAAUAAAUCGUCGCCUCCCGCAAGUUUCCAAGGGUUUCCAAGAUGUGCGAAGUAUACGAUUACAAAAUAUAACAAUCUCAUUAUAACGUGCGCGUUUUCGUUCCAAUAGUAUUUAAUAAAUUGGCACCAGUGAUUAAGCUCAAUUUUAGUCAUUCAAGUUUAGAAAUUCCUUUUCGACAAACAAUGCCAGUGCAAUCUAAAUUCAAAGAUUGUGGAAAGCUCCUACAAAAAAAGUAUUUUUGCCAAGUUGGACAACAUGGAUUUAGAAACGUUAGACAAAUUGUAUAUUGCAUGAUGUAAAGUAACAUCAUCCAAAAUAUCAAGACUGGAUAAUCGGAUUACAUCGAUGUGAUUUUUAGAAGAAUAAAAAAGUGUAAAGUUGGAGAGCCGCUCGAAGAAAUAGUGAGAAAAGAAGAGUUUAAAGUUAUCCUUAUUAUUUUUCAAUUCAAUUUAAACCGUUGAACAUUUUAUGGUGGUGACACAACGAUGGAACAUCGCUGAGGUCGCGAGGUCACCGCAGAAUGCCUGAGCCGAGGGCAAAGCGCUGUAAACACUGUGACGAGUCUGGGCACAGGUUAGACAGCGGCUCUGCUUUUUGGAGGAUUCAACUGGAUCAAGACCUCCUUGAUACAAUUAGUGCUAUUUAUCCAGAGUGGUUUAAGGAUUACACAAACUCCAGAGCUUCUACGUCUUCUUCGGGCUCUUCCAAUCUCGAAUUGAACGAUGGAACUUCAGCAACGCUGACUGAAAAUUCCGACGUCAUACUUGAACAGAGGUUACACAAGAUUGCCAAAAGCGACUCCAAGACUAAAUCCAAAGCAAACAAGUCCAGUAACCUUAAAGAUAGAGAAAGGGAGAAGAAGAAGGAGAGGAGAGAUUUUGGAGACGAAAAGGAUCAUUCCUUGGAGGGCAUCGAGGAGAUCAGUAAGAAAGAAACAAGGGUUUAUCCGCAGCGAGAGAAAACACCGGACGUGGUAGCUAGAGCCACGAGUCUCCAAGGAUCCGGAGCAGGAGCAGAAGCAGGAUCAGGAUUGAGAUCCGAGAUGGCGGAGGGCAAUCAGUCGCCGCCAAAGGCGGAGGUCGACGACUCGCCGCUUCAACACUCCAUGGAUCGCAACAAGGAAUCACUAAAGGUGAAGUUGAUGCUGAGGCGACCAAUCAAUCAACUCGUGGCACAAGGAAUUAUGCCCCCUUUGAAAACGCCACCUGCAUUUUUUGAACAACGAAAGCAGUUGGAACGAGCAAAAACAGGCGAUCUCUUGAAGGCUAAAAUUCAACAGAGGCCUGGUAGGGAUGAACUGGUGCGUCAGCACAUACUAGAAGAUAUUAGACAUGUGGAUCCAAGUCUUGCUGAAAAGCAGCGAAUGCUGAAAAAAGCUAGGCUAGCGGAUCAACUCAACGACCAACUUAGUCAUAGACCUGGACCUCUUGAACUUAUCCAAAAGAAUAUUCUUCAUACGGAAGGACCCAUUGAAAGAGCAGUGAAAGAGGGUCACAUUCCUUUCAAGGCUACAUGCGAGGGCCAGGUUACGAAGCCCCAACACCCUGACCACUACAUAACUUACGAGGACGAUUCUCAAAGUUCCGAAGGUGCGCCAUCGCCUUCUUUGGAAUCUAGGUCCGAUGUCCUGGAAACAGCUGCAGCUUCCGCAGGAAUUGUCACAGUUUCCUUGAGUAUACCGACAACUGGCGGUGCUGUUGUUGUCACGUCGACAUCUCCUGUUUUUCAACAGGCUUCGACGGAACCAACGAUACAGACUUUUGCCGAGCUGUGUAAUUCGGUUGCUGGUAAUCAGCAACAGCAGCAACAAGAAAGUCUUCAACAUAAUCAUCAUAUUUCGACGCAGGCAAGUCAAGCGAAUGGACCCACGUCGACGCUUCUCCCGCUGGCACCAGCGCCGAGUCCCAUGUCCCUGGGUUCGACGACAUCCAGCCUGAGUCCACUUUCGAAUAUUUCGAUAGCAUCUCCUCCCGCUCCACCUCCUGCCGCCAUCACCCCAAGGCCUCAACCGAGUCCGAUCGCCACCGCCACCGCCGCCUCCACUUGUCAAAGGAGCGACGCGCCAGGCAAAGACAAGAAUCGGAAGAAGUCCAAAACCAAAAGUCAACCUAAAACACGUACAAUCAAGUUUCAUGAAUAUAAAGGUCCUCCAAAUGCCCAAAAGACCUCAGUAUCGUCUAUCCCGCCCGGCCACAUAACCGCACAACCCGACGAAACAAGCUAUGAGUUGUUACUUCGUCAGCAGCAAAUGUAUCUCCAAUUUCAGAUCGAUUUGCAACACAAGUUCCCUCAAAUCAUACUUCCGGCCUCACAGAAGUCGCUUAAUCUUCCGAGUAGCGGAGCAAGCGACGCUGGCAGUGUCAGUGGCGGUAGUGUUAAUGCACCAAGUCCUGCUCCCUCGAAUUCCUCAAAUAAUCCCACAGAACAACCGCCAUUGAGGCCUCUGGGCAAAUUGGAAGAUAUGAAAGUGAGCGAUCUCAAAGUCGAGCUGAAGAGGCGGAAUCUUCCUGUAUCUGGAUCGAAACCACAAUUAAUCGAAAGAUUGAAGCCCUUCACGGAAUCGUCAAGCUGUGGCUCCAUGUUGAACUCAAAUGGACCUCACGUCACUCACAUGGGUCACAUACUAAUGGAUACUCCUGGACCGAUGACGUUGGACGAGUCGAGUUCGCAAGCGAGAAGUCCAAGUUCGGUUCCUGUCAAAGAUGAGCCUUAUAGUCCACGGAUCGAUUCGCCGCCUGGAAGCGAGCAUGAUGAUCCAUCGAGCCCCCUUGGUGAUGACAUCAUCAGAGAACAGCGGAAACGCAUUGAAGAAUUGCAAAGAGAGCUGUACAAAUCUCAACAGCAGCUUCAACAAAUACGUCAAACUCAGCCCACAACUGUUCGUGCCGAAAAGCUAGUCCUCCAGCAGCAUAUCCAGAACAAGAUGCAACAACAGCAGUUAGCUUUUCACUUGCAACAUUUACAGAAUUUACAGCAGCAGCAACAGCAGCAGCAGCAGAAACAGCAACAGCACCAGCAGCAGCAGCAGCAACAAACGCAACAGCAGGCUCAACAGCAAACGCAACAGCAGCACGCUACUUUCCAACAACUCAAUGCUAAAGCUAGUUUAGCAGCAUAUUUACAAGCUCAGCCAAAUAACAGCAAUGCUGUUUUAGACUCUGCGUCUUUAACAGCGAUAAAUAAUAAGAAGAAUCAAAUCAAAAACAAUACCACUGUACAGUUGCCUACAGCAAUUGUGCUUAAUUUAGCGAAAGCGACAAAGCUUAACGGCUCUUUGCUGGGUGCCUUAGUAGCUCAAGCACAAACGCAGCAACCAAGUUCUACGACAGAUGAUAUUAAGCCCCCUCCACCUCAGUACGAUGAAGCAGCCAAAUUAUUAAAGGUCAAGAUAGAGCCUGCUCAGAAGAGUCACAUAAAGAGUCAAGUUGUCGAUGACGUUUUGGAAAUUUUAAUAAAGAAUGGAGAACUGCCUCCUAGUGCAGCACAAGAUCCAGCAACACCAACGACGCCAAAUCGUCAGAUGCCGCAAAACCUCGUUUUUACAACCUCAGGAGACAAUUCGACGCAGUCGCUAGUUUUUGCUGCGACAAGUCCAAUUAGUCCACUCAGUCCAUUGGCAAUGGAUGUCUCUCAGGACGUUUGUUCUAGUCCCGCGGCAACCUCGCCACCACCGCCUCCGCCUCCUCCACCACCAUUACCUCUUGCCACAUUUUCGGUACAGUUGCCAACUGAACUGCAACAACUUCAGGAACAGGAUCGAGAUCAUCAACAGGAAGAUAUAGUGCAAUAUAAUGCCGAUCUUUUAUCCUCCGCUGAAAGUGCCUUAGACGCUGCGAUGCUCCUGAGUCCACAGUCGAUACAAACAGGAUCUCCCGAGUCACUGUCUCCCCAAGAAGUGACCUCGUCAGAUAAUGCUAAUCUAGACCUGAGGGAGCUUGGUCUUGAUUUGGAGACACUGGACACAAUGGAUUUUGGCCAGUUGGAAUGUGACUUGGGUGUGAAAAUGUCAACACCUCAGGAGCUAAUGGAUAUCGGGGAUAUGCAAAUGGACAUGGACUCAGACUGGCUUGAUUCUUUGAUGCCUCAGUCACCACCCCCUUCGACGAGCACGAUUCAUCGAUUAAGUCCGCCACCAGUUCAUACGUCGAACGAUUUCUACGAUCCACUCUUGGCCAACAGUCAAGAUCCCUUCGAACUUUUCGGCAUGGAGGACACAGACUUCAAAAUGAGCUCCGAUCUCUCGUUAACCUGGGACAAAGUUGACUUCGCCACCUAGCCGGAGGUGCUCCAUCGACAUUCAUUCUUGUGUACUUAACUAGGGAAGAUAUUAGCAAAGACUUGAUCGGACACGUGAAUGAUUUUGGUGCAGCAUUCAGCUAAUAGACUGGCACUAUCACACAUGUUCCAAGCAUCUCAUCAAACAUUUUUGCCACUUUUAUAUACUCCACCCAGCGAUCGAGCAGCUCAAACUGGAACAGUGCAUACUAAUGUGUUUUUAGUGGCCUAGGGAGUGUGGUUACCUUGGGCUGUAUCAAACUAGGUAAUUAUAGAAUAAUUAUCCUAAGGAACAAAAGUUCGCGAUAAGAAUUACAGAAAUAAUUAUACCUUUAAUUUAUAAGUUAUUAAAGAACCUAUCCAAAGCAAAUGGUUCAGUAGAAACAGAAUUGAUGCGGUAAGGUCAUUCGGGUGUCCAAUAAAAAUUGGAACUUUUCAAUUUGGCAAACGCUACCCUCUACCUUUUUUUUUCCUUUUUGGUGAAAAAAUACUGCCAUCAGUUUUCAUUUAUUAGAAAAAAAAUAUUGUUUAUCAGUGUCGGGUCUGCAAAUUUAUUUUCUUAGUUUUAAAAAAUAACAAUUAAAGGAUAUAAAUUCCUUUACCUGUAGAAAGUAUGUCUUAUUUAUCAAGAAAUAAGCCCUGACUUGUAUGGAAAAAAAAUGUUCAUUACAAUUAAUGGUUUGAAAAAAUUUUUAUUUCUGAAAUAAUAAUUACUACCAAGUAGUAAGUUCGGUAAUUUAUACUAAAAUACACUUUUUUAUAUAGCUUGAAGAUUCCUAUAGUACUUUUAAAUUCAUUUUGUGACUUAGAUUCACU
Belonocnema kinseyi is the source of this 5857-nucleotide messenger RNA. Its product is annotated as myocardin-related transcription factor A-like. Bases 1287 to 5042 code for a protein of 1251 amino acids. NCBI's taxonomy places the organism in Eukaryota, Metazoa, Arthropoda, Insecta, Hymenoptera, Cynipidae. The transcript is spliced from 14 exons. The record is from RefSeq and is a predicted model, not a curated record.